Leishmania mexicana MHOM/GT/2001/U1103 is the source of this 3282-nucleotide messenger RNA. RefSeq lists its product as hypothetical. NCBI's taxonomy places the organism in Eukaryota, Euglenozoa, Kinetoplastea, Trypanosomatida, Trypanosomatidae. The record is from RefSeq and is a predicted model, not a curated record. The transcript has a single exon. Bases 1 to 3282 code for a protein of 1093 amino acids.
AUGAAGCGGUUGUCACUGUCGCUGUAUGUGAACUGUCACCAUCGAAGCUACGGCUGCAGGACUGCUGCUGGCGGUAGCGACGAUAUGCUGCGGUGUCGCAUAAGCCCGGUGCCGCCUGCUCGAACUUCCGGCGUAGUUUGUGGUAUGGGCAGCGGCCCACCACCGGGUGCGUCGAGGGCAAGGCUGAUCUCGCCCUGCCCGUCUCCAUGGAUCGCGCAGUGGCAGCAACGGCGCCACAUGCACGAUGCGACCACCGUGGCGGCGAUUACGGAUAACCAGCUCCGUGGUAGUCUUUCAACCGCCUCACCUGGGCCAUCAAGUGUGUGCCCCUCAUCCUCCACCACCACCGCCAACACGUCGGGCUCGGCUGAUCCCACCCCGGAAACUUUCCUUCUGACACAGCUGCAGGUGCUCGCAAAGCAGUACCGAGGAACCCCAAAAAGCAACAGCAGCAAGGGGGUUGUCGAGAGUCGUGCCACAGGGACAGAUGUGCAGGUUUCGGCAAACUCGGCUGGUGCCUUGGCGGCUCUCGUAAGCGACGCUGACAUGUGUGCCAGCGGCCAUCUGGACGACAGCACUUUAGCCCCCUCGCAGAGCAAUAAACCAGCCUGGCAGCGAGGACUUGAACUUGCGCAGACUGCCUCGUGCGCUACUGCGGCGGUCACGGAGUGGCUUCUGUUUCUGUGUCUGCGCAGUAGCCAAUCCACGACCAAUGCUGCCGAGUCGCUAACCGCGGCACCGUUGGAGGUGUGCGAAGGCGUCUACAGCGCUUGGAGGGAACUGCAUCGAGGGCAAAAGCCGGAAAGGAACAUAGCAGCAGCAGCCGAUGUAGCCAACGCCGUUGCAGUGUCGAACUCGCCUUCUUCGGCCCGAGCUCAUCUGCCGCACCACCGCUCUCCUUUCAGCCCUAAAGGUAUCCAUCAUCACUAUGCCACGUAUCUCUUGCGCGAGCUUCACCACGCACAGACGGCCGCCGUUUCGCACACGGCAACGCGCAAGGGAAGCAGUGGCAUCAAUGGCGGCGACGAUGUUUGUAGAGCGUCGAUGCCCACCAAGGACUCGGCAGCAGCACACGCGGCGUCGAUGCAUCGCAUGCGCUACCUGCUUCACAGGGUGCUGGAGGUUCUCCUGAUACAUCUCCCACAAGACCUGGCGGCGACGGCGGCGGCGGGUUCGGCCGCGAAGACUACGGAACAAACGUGCGGCGUGAAAGGCAGAUGCUCUCGGCAGUGCCAGCCUUCUCUCCGCCCCACAACGGCCUUGCUGGUGCUGGAAGCCGCGCGCCACGCGGCAAGAUUUUACAGGCAAUCAUCAAUGCUGAGCGGCGUUGACCCGUCUGGUAACUUUUCACUGCUCUCUUUCUUGUGGGAGACAGCGCAUAGCACAAGCUCGCCGCAGGACGCGCCGGCGGCGUCGCCUCCGCCGACACACUCCGCUCUCGCGGCAGUGGCCCGUGAGGCCUUCGAGACCAUUAUGAAGAGCUCAGCGACGGCGCCAACUGACAGGUCUGCGGCUGCUUUGCAGAAGCACCAUCACCUGCAGAAUGACGCGCUGGCUCUUUAUGUGGCCUUCCUCGCGACCAUUUGCAUGCCUCCAAUGUCAGAGCGUCGCCUUGAAGUCGAGCUGCAGGCCAUCGAUAGGUUUGUGCUAGCUGGCUCACCUACAGCACGCCAACUCGAUGUGUCGUCACCGCACCAGCAGCCGCAGGCGCUGAGCAACGGACCACCGCGACUCCUCGUCAGCGCGGAUCGAGCACCUCGUGAUCAAAGCGGGUCUGCAUCCAGUGCGUCAGCUCUGGCAACAGCUCCCGGUGUGCGGUGGCUGAUGGCCACGUAUUUAAGCCCGUCAUCGUCAUCGUCGGCUCCAGUCUCAGAGCCAAGAGCGGAAGCCGACCGCCGUCAGUGGGACUUUACGCGCGAUGCCGUCGUGGCUGUGCUGUGCCGGUCGAGCCCAUUGCUCACGUCGGGCAGUGGCAAGCCUUCUUCAGCCGCUCACGUCCACAAUAAAGGUGUAUGUGUCGUGCCGUCGAGCGCUGCGCCGGCACCACUGCCGUGGUGUGUGUGGAUGCUGCGCGCGCUUCUCCACGAUGAUGCUCAGCAGCAACAGAAGAAGGGGUCGGGAACAGCGUCUUUGGGCGGCGCAAUACGUAGCGACGCCGACGAGAUGUCGACGCUGGUAUUGUCGAUUCGGUUAGUCAUGGAUCUCCGGCGCCACUCUCAAGCGACCCUCGCCUGUCACGGGAGUCCGCGGUGGGAGAAACAUCGGCAGCAUCGCCUCGUUACGCUGUUGCGUCCGCCGCUGCAACUGGUUUGGGCAACGUUGCUCGAUGCCGCAGUGCGAGGCCAGCUUAUCCCCGCCAACUCUUGCAGCGCCGCUUCUGACAACGGCUUCGCGACACAGCACAGCACACGGGCAUGUUUUUUUCCUCAUUGUGGUACGCCGGCCGUGUUGCAGCGGCUGUGCUACCCGCACUACGAUAAGACGCAGUGGCGCCGCGGGACGGUCAACCUCUACAUGCAACUCCUCGACCAAUGGAGCGAGUCAACGCAAGUACGGCAGGUAUUUGCGGCAGUUGCGCGGCGCGAGCGCGAGUGGCAGCUGGAGGUGCACGAGGCUGUGCUGGCGGAGCCCCGGGGGCUCGUCAGUGCUGAUGAUGAGGUGGAUGGCGGGGACGAGGAUGACUCCGAGGGCAUAGGCGACAGCGAGGCAGAGCGGGUCAGCACGGAGGAGGGCCAGGCGGCAGCGUCCACAGCUAGGGCAGGUUCACAGAAGCCUAUGGUGGUGAGGGUCUUCCGCCGCUAUCGCCCCGCCCUCAACCUCGAGUCGUGCCUCAUCACACUGCGUCACUGUGGCUUCCCCAGACAAGUUGUUGCGGAGCUGUGGGACGGGGCGGCGGGUGCCAAAGAUGGCAUCGAGGGCAGCGAUGGCACUCCUGCUACCGCGGCACAAGCCAAACUCGCAGGUGAGGUACUGCAGUACAUGAUCUGCUCGCUGCACGUUGCGGAGCGCAGGCCGCACCGCACCGCGCCCAGUGGCAGUGAUGCGGAUGCGAGCCAUGAACGAGAGAGCUGGGUUGGUGGCACGAAAACGCCGCACGCGCUGUCGGCUGAUGGCGACCCUGGAGCAAACCUGGUGGAUAGCAGCACCAUGGAGGCAGAUGGCCUGCCGGUGUCGCACUGGGUGGCGUGGAUACGCAAGUCCUGUGUGCCGGCGUUAGCGCACCUCUACCAAUCGGUCGGGCUGGAGGAUGAGUGGGCGCAGCUGGGGUACGGUCACGAGUGA